CUUACCUGUUAUUGAGGGGUGCAGCAAGAACUGAAAGAAAUUUAAUGAAGAAUAUAUAGAAGCUUUAUAUAGAAGACAGUAGUAUUCUGUUUACUGCAGAACAAAAGCAUGGAUAUCCUGUUUCAAACAAGCAUGAAAGUAGUAUAACCUUAUUUAUCUCACUACUCAGCAACAAUCACUCCUGACUGCACACAGGAGGCAGAUCUGCUGAGUGCAAAGGUGCUGUUUUUUAUGUUGCUAUUUAUCAGACCAGAACUGCUGCCUUUACUCUCAAAGCAUUUGUUUUAUUUUAUUUAUUUUGGAGAUCAGUACGGUUAUAGAAGGAGAGAAGUAUAAACCUAUUUGAGGGGAAAUAAUAUUCAGAAAAAGUGCUUCAAACCUGCUUAUUUUCUCCAUUAUCUUCAAUAUUUAACAGAUUGUUUCCCCUCAGUAAGUGACGAUAAGAAUGAAUGGGCAUAUAUCAAACACUCCUCCCGGUGGAUAUGGAAGUUAUUUUCCUCAAAUGAAUGGCUAUGGUUCACCAACGUUUACUCAGAAGGAGAGGGAGCAGAAUUCAAAAACAAGUGCAAAAGCUCUUUAUGAACAAAGAAAGAAUUAUGCACGAGACAGUGCCAGCAGCAUAUCCGAAACGUCGCAGUAUCACGUAGAGCACUUGACCACCUUUGUUCUGGACCGAAAAGAGGCAAUGAUUACAGUAGAUGAUGGACUAAGGAAGCUGAAAUUGCUGGAUGCCAAAGGCAAAGUGUGGACUCAAGAUAUGAUUCUUCAAGUGGAUGACAAAGCUGUCAGUUUGGUGGACUUGGAAUCAAAGAAUGAACUGGAGAAUUUUCCUUUAAGCACAAUUCAGCAUUGCCAAGCUGUGAUGAAUGCAUGCAAUUACAAUUCAAUUCUUGCAUUAGUAUGUAAAGAACCUACCCAGAACAAGCCUGAUUUGCAUCUUUUCCAAUGUGAUGAGAUUAAGGCUACCUUUAUUCAUGAAGAUAUUGAAAGUGCCAUCAGUGACAGCAAGAGUGGGAAACAGAAGAAGAGACUUGAGACUCUGAGGAUGAUAUCCAAAGCUGACAGUGCCAUCCCUCCACCACCACGGGCACCUGCCCCUGUGCCACCAGGGACCAUCACUCAGGUGGAUGUGAGAAGCCGCGUGGCGGCGUGGUCUGCGUGGGCUGCAGAGCAGGGGGAGUUUGAAAAACAUAGACAAUACCAUGAUCAUGAAGAAACAGCAGAGAUGAUAGCAGCCAGGAUUGACAGAGAUGUUCAAAUUCUGAACCAUAUUUUGGAUGACAUUGAGUAUUUUGUUACUAAACUUCAAAAAGCUGCUGAAGCUUUUGCUGAACUUUCAAAGAGGAAGAAAACUAAGAAAAGUAAAAAGAAAGGACCUGGAGAGGGAGUUCUUACUCUCCGUGCAAAACCACCACCUCCUGAUGAGUUUAUUGACUGCUUCCAAAAAUUCAAGCAUGGCUUCAAUCUUCUGGCCAAAUUAAAGUUCCAUAUCCAGAAUCCUAGUGCAGCCGAGCUGGUUCAUUUUCUCUUUACCCCAUUACACAUGGUGGUACAGACAACAGGAGGUCCAGAGCUUGCUGGUACAGUACUCAGCCCCCUCUUAUCUAAAGAUACUAUAGAUUUCUUGCGAUAUACUGUCACCAGUGAGGAGGGACAGUUAUGGAUGUCAUUGGGUGACACGUGGACCAAAGCAAGAGCGGACUGGCCCAAAGACCAAUUUAUUCCACCUUAUGUCCCCCGUUUCCGAAAUGGUUGGGAGCCUCCUUUGCUGAACUUCAUGGGAGCUCCAAAGGAGCAAGAACUCAAUCAGUUGGCUGAGUCUGUGGCAAAUGUUGCAGAGCAACAGAGGAAGCAAGAAAUGAAAAGACUGUCAUCUGAGCCUCCCAGUGUUCCCGACUACCCUCCAUCCGACGGGUAUGCAUUCAGUAACACGGUUUACAAAAGAGGGCCUCUGCUGGACCAGGGGGCGGCUGUUGCCGCCUUUAAGCAAACUGUUAGCCGACACGUAGAUAGAAACUAUGAAGCACACAGUAAAGCACAGACCAAGAAAUAUGCCAAAUGCAAGUAUGAAUUUAUGGCAAGAAACAACAGUGAGCUUUCUGUCAUGAAAGAAGAGAUUGUAGAGAUUCUGGAUGACAGAAAGCAGUGGUGGAAGGUUCAAAAUAAAAGUGGCAGCACAGGCUUUGUGCCAAACAACAUUUUGGACCCUCUGAGGAAUCAAGAAGGUGGUCUAGGAUGGUCCGAGCCUGCAUAUACCCGCACCAUCCAGAAGCAAAGGACGGACUAUGUUGUGAAACAACCUGAUCCGGUUCCUGCUACUCCUUCACCGCCUCCGACACCCGCACCAGUCCCUGUGGCUGUCCCACUCCCUCCUAGCGCACCAGCACCUAUACCAGUUCCUGUGCCCAAAGCACCGGCAACCAUCAGCCGCCAAAGCAGCACCUCUAGUGACAGUGGUGGUAGCGUUGCACGAGACACCCAGAGGCAGAAGCAAAUUCCUGUGGAUCGCAGGAAAUCGCAGAUGGAGGAGGUGCAGGAUGAACUUGUUCACCGGCUCACCAUUGGCCGAAGCGCUGCCCAGAGGAAGUUCCAGGUGCCACGGCCUAACGUUCCGGUAGUUAACAUCACUUAUGACUCUUCACCUGAGGAUGUGAGAGCAUGGUUACAGUCCAAAGGAUUCAAUCCUGUGACUGUCAACAGUCUUGGUGUGCUGACAGGUGCUCAGCUUUUCUCCCUCAAUAAAGAGGAACUGAGGACAGUUUGUCCGGAAGGGUCUAGAGUCUACAGCCAAAUUACGGUACAGAAAUCUGCCUUGGAGGCUAACAGUGGUAGUUCAGAACUGCAAGAAAUUAUGAGAAGACGACAAGAAAAGAUCAGUGCAGCUGCCACGGAUUCAGGUGUGGAGUCCUUUGAUGAAGGAAGCAGCCACUGAAUGUGUUUCCUCUUUUCUUUAAUUCCAUUGUCUGUAACAUUAUACCAUACAGCUUUGCUUUAGGAAGCAGUGAAGGAGAAUGUCUUACUACAUGUAAACGUAACUAGUCACCAUAAAGAAAAUUUACAGUGGUUUCCACAGAGGUACCUGCUGCUGUCUCUCAUGAUUAAAAAUGAACAAAUUAGAAAUUGAAUUGAGAUUCCUGACAGUUGAAAAUAUUGGCAUGUGAUUCAGUUACACCCAAAGAUGGGUCUUGGUUUUUAUGGAACUAACAUGACAGAUAAACUGGAACAUGUCUUGUGAUUAAUCUGAGGGAAGCUGAGCCAGAAAUAAAAAAGCAUUUGAACCCUCCAAUAAUAAAGAUUCUGAAUCUUACCUCUUGCUUUAGUGUGCAAUUAUGUCUUUUUGGCUCAGUCUUUUUUGUCAUGCAUUUGGCUGCAGGAUGUUUACUUAAGUUGUUGAUGACAGCAAUCAGAGAGGAAAUGUUUAGAGAAUGAGCAGCAGCCCAGCAUGGACUGAAUCUUUCAUCAUCAUUCCCGAGAAGUUUUAUUACUAAUGAUACUGUUUAUAGCAAAAUAAUAUUCUCUACAUUGAUUUUAUCAAUAAUUCACUCACGAUGAACUAUAAUAUUGCACAAGAAUAAAUAACGAGAAAAUAGUAACACAGCUCAGCUCAAAGAGGUGAUCAGAUCUGCUGUAGGUAGCCAUGAAACAAUUCACAGUACAUUUAUUUUUUUAAUAUACUUGCAUUUUUUUUUGUUUUGUUUGUAACUUAACCCAUCAAAAGAACAGUAUAUAAUCUAGACUUCUGUGUGUGUUGAUCCCAGAUGUCAGGUUUUCCUUAUGUAAAAAGCUAUUGUUCCUUAAUAAAUGUAAUCUUUUGGAAAAGUGGAUUCCUGGAAGCAAAAGGGGGGAAAAGUAAGCAUCCCUUCCAGCAAAACUUAUUUUUGAAGAUGCAAUGAUUUUUGUCUCAAAAUGUUCUGUUAUUUCACAGAUUUUGGUCAUGUGAUUUUAUAUAUAAUAUAUGUAUUAUAUAUAAUAUCACUUAAUUUAGACAAAAUUAAUCAUCUAGUUUGAAUAAGUUUCAUAGUGCCUUUUUCACAUGAAUCAGCUUAAAGUCUGCAAUAAACAGUAUUUCUUGUCUGUUAAAUAGUUGUAUGUUUGUGACUACGAAGAUGGUAUUGAAAUAAGAAAACAUUCCUGAUUUUUGCCAUUAGUUUGCUCUUCCUCUGUGUACAAGGGAAAAAAGAAUCCUAUUGGUUUUUCAUAAAAGAAAAAAUAAAAACUUAAUAAAGGUGUUUAGUGCCAUUUAUUGUAAAUGUCCUUACAAAUACUUCUUCUGUGUGUUAUGUGUAUAUGUGUAUUUUUACAUUAAAUAUCUAUUCAUUAUGCCUGUGAAGAGUAUACAGGUUCUACACCUGUCAUUUAAAUGUAGUCUUAUGGAGAACUGGGUCAAGAAGUGACAACCCCCUAACUGAAGACUCCAGUUGCCGUGCCAUUCAACAAGAAAUGGGUUCUUGUCUUACCUAAUGAAAGAAAUGCUGAUUCUUAAUUGUUUCUCCCUAUAGGAAACAUUUGAACCAGCACACCUGCAUGAUAACUGCAUCCAUUCAACCUAUAUACGUAGCUUUAGAGGGGAAAAUUGUCUGUCUUGCUGCCUCUCCUGUCAUUAAAGACUGAGCUCAGAUGUCCAAAGGCUUGAUGUGUUCUCUGAUGCGCAUUUAAAAUUUCCUCUUUUCCACUCUCGCUACAAAGUGUCCAUACCUAGCCUGAAGAGUGUUCACUGUACAGCAAAAUCCUCUGCACAAAGGAAGAUCUGAAGCUACUCUUACAUAGAUGCUUUGUUACUUUUAAGUACAGGAGCAUGAAACUUUUAAAAAGGUCUUUGAAACUUGUAUUUAAAAAUUUAGAAUCGCUGUCUUUUCUCAUGGAAAGUAUGUCUUAUUCCACAAAAGGCAUUGUGGUGGUUACCUGCACCUCUAUUCCCCUUUUAAUUACUAUGAUAUGAAGCCAAUGUUCAUAUUCUUUGCAAGCUUAUUCUAGCUUCAGCAUAUGCUUUACUAUUGCCCAGGAGGAGGCGGCAGCUCUGAGACUCUUCAGACUUUAUGGAGUUUGGCACAUGGAAGAAUUGGAGGAAGAACUCAUAGUUCGUCUCUGAGAGAAAAGAGGUGGCUUCACAACUGUUUUUUUAAAGUUACAUUUCUGUAUAGCUGUUAAGUUGUAUAGGAAGAGCCAGACAAGUUUAAACUUCGUCCAUGUGCUCAGAAGCAUUUUUGGACAUACAUGAGAGGAAAUCAGGAAACUCCUUUCAUAACAUGAAUGGAUAGGUAGAAAAAUCUGGGGGUUUGGGAGUUGGUUCCUUUGUUUGUUUCUGUGGUUUUUUCAUAGUUUUAAAAUUAACUGCUAAUGACUUAACAACCCAGUACAACUCCAGUUGUAUUUUACCCUUUAACUUGCUGAACUAGACUUUAUGAUUUCUGUGUUCCAGUCUGUGAAAUCUGAAUGGCAUUAAGGCAGAUAUUUCCCUUUUUGCUGGAAUUUCCUUGAUGGUUUAAAGCACUGCAGGGAGCUUCACCCCUUUGCUGCACGAUUUUUUAAUUUGCAGCUUGUUGGCAGUUACGAGAAAUCAAAAGGAGAUCUCAUGUGGGUUCCUUAAAUGAAAAUAAAUUUUUCUUCACAAUUUGCAGAGUCUCAAAUGAAAACAGUGGUAAAAAGCACUGUUUCAUUCAAAAUGUUUUCUUUAGGGUUCGAGCAGUGAGGAUUAUAUAUAUAUUUUUACACUAAUAUUUUAGAAAGAUGUGAUACAUGAAGAGUGUCUUUGAAAAAGAAAAGAACACCAUUUUUUAAAUGUAAAAAAAACUUCUUUAUGAGAUGUAGGAAAAGGAGUCCUGUUUGAUAACGUCGGAACUGCUUUACUACUUUGCUGCCAUUGAUUCUUGCUUUUUAACUGGGUGGAGGAAGAGAGCUUUAGCAGUGUUUAUUCACUCAGCAGUUUUAUGCUUUCUAAGCCCGUAACUUUCAACAGCAGCAAGGCAUUUCUUCCCAUCCCUUUAAUCUGCUUAUUCCCUUGGGACACCAUACGGAGAUAAAACAACCUCACAUUUAAUUAGUAAAGAACACUUCUAACCAUUGUUGAUGGCUGGAGCAGUUUACUUACCAUCUCGCAAUUCAAAUGUUAAACAAUGCUUUGCUCGGACAAAUGGGGAUCUUGAAGUGAGAUUUUCAUACAUACAUAUUUAUUGCUUCAAAACAUUGUGUUGUAUAGAAGUUGGUGGGUUUGGGGAGAGGAGGUAGGUGGGAAAUAAGUGCAGACUUCCACUCUAUUGGUAUCUGUAAAAAUCAGUGGUUUAUGAUGAAGUAGAUAUCCAAAAUGAUACGAUGUUCCAAAAUAUGUAGAGCUCCCAAUAACUUUGAGUGUAUUCAUUAGUGUUUGUGAAACUCUGAAAUUGUCCCUGGACAGAAACAUAAGUACUUUGCUAAUUCAACUAAGGGAACAAACACAAUAAUGGCAAUACCUAUAUGAUGUGCAUUAAAUCUUUCUAAUUAGGAAAUCUGUAACUAGCAGAAUUUCUGGUUUAUUUUUAUUGUGGAAAGUGAAGGCAUUUUGAGUUUUUAGGGCAUAUGAAGAAGCAAGAUAAAGCUUGAAGAGAAGAUGUUUGUUUGUAUUUCUACUCAUUUUCCUGGGCUGCAUCUCAUGCAUAAGGGAAACAUGAUUAUGAAUGGCAGCCCCUGUUUCCGGACAAGCUACCAUUUUAUAAAAGCCCAGUUUUUCUAUCACAUUUUUCCUCAAUUGUGAGUUCUGUGGAGUGUCUAUAACAUGAAAAAAGCAAACCUGUCUAGGGACUGAGUCUGAUGGAUCAAGAAUAUAUGAGGGAAUUUUUCUGUGCUCAGUCUCCCACCUUUGCAUACGCACAACAGCAUUAUGUAUGGGAAGUACAAACAUGAGGCAAUUUGCAAUUUUUAAGUGUGCACUGGGUUCUGUGUUUAAAUAUUUCGCAAACGCAUUGAACUUUUACUGCUGCUAUGUUAAGUUUUAGCUAAUAAGUGUCCUUUUAUCUGUCCUUGGCUCUUCAGUAUCUUUCUUUUGUUUCUCUGAAGUUAAUGUGCUCGGGUUACAAGUUUGGCCUUUUACUGCUUCAACAGCAUCCAGACGAAAACCAGUAUCAGGAUAUUAGUCUGUGCUUCUACUUCUUGAUAAUAUUUAUAGAUUAAAAGUGAAGGAGAUAAAAGAAAAUGAGAGUUCCUAGAUGCUUCCUGGCUACCACUGCGGCUGGUCGCAGCAGCAGCAGCAAAGCUUAAACUUCCCCUGCUCCCAUCUCUUUCAACAGCACUAACAAUGUUACCCUCUCACAAGAAAUGGCUGAAAGCAACAGCUUUUCCCUGCCUGAAUGAAACUACUGUUUUCACACAAGCUCUCUAAAAAGUUAGAAGUGGGAAGGAGGUGGUGUGAUGCUGUGGUUAAUGAACUGAACAAGGAGGGAGGGAAGUGCCAUUUUUAGUGCGUAAAAUUAUGAUGCUGGAUAACAAGGGACAGCUUUGUCUUCUUUAAGUGCAGGGAGAAAACCUGUAAAAUUAAGUAAAACACAAGUAAGGCUUCUCAACUUGUUCUUAAUCCUUGUGUGAGAAUGGAUAGAAACAGUUCUGAAGAUCCGAGUAUGUCAGAGCUCAAUGCACAGGGCAGGCUAGGAGACACAACACUUUCGCACAUGGCCCUAAAAACUUCUUGGCUCUUCUACAGCAUGUCCUUAGAUUUAUUUGUUUGGUUUUUUUAUCAUGGCAGCAUGCGCAGCAUGAGGCAACACAGAGAAAACCUGCCCUGGUUUCAAUUAACAGUCACUCACUGCAUAGAGCUGCUUUUACAUGCAUCUGGGUCAGUAGAUUCUGUAAAAGCAGCAGAUCAAUAGACAGCAUGUAUGGUGUCAGCAGAGCUAUAGCCAUAAUCAAAGAACCACCCCUAUUACAAAACCUGAAGCUUAGACAGCUUUACAGCUAGGAUGACUUGAGAGUUUUAUUUUGACCGAUGCUGGAAAACAUAUCAACAUGCAGCAGGAGUCCGAAACAUUGUUUGUUCAGACUUGCUUUCAAGGAGCAUGACAAGGGAAAACCAAAAGCAUGACAUGUUGAUUCAGGCUAAAAGGCUCCACAUAAGUCUUCUAACCACAAUGUCUCCUAUUAGAAUGUCAUUGCUCUAUUUACGUCUUGAAGUCAGGAAGAGGUGAUUUCUCCUGCCAUCCCAGCACACCCACUUAUGCAGUUUUGCAUACUCUAUGGGUAUUUUUUCUGAGGGAGUUUUCAUUAUAAUUGAUUUUGUGAUUAAGUGGCUAUUAAAGAAAAAUAGCACCUAUUACUGUGCAAAUAGAACAUUUUUUUUACAUGCAUUCAAAAACUGUUGAGUAAAUUCAGGCUAUUCAGGCAGUAUCGUUUGCAACAAUGUGAUUUUGGCAUCUUUGCAGCAAUCUUGUACCCUGUCACAUUCAGCCAAGCUUCUGUUACAGCCAGCUCACACUGUGGUAUUUUGUGUGCACAUAAAUGUUUUAAAAGUAACCUGCUUACUCUGGUCUACCAUACAGAAGAAAGGUAGACUGGACGAGCAAUGGCCAGCAGGAGGGAGGAGGCUGUAGAUGGAAAGCAAGAACACUUGUGUUUUCUUCUUUUUUUCUUCCCCUCUGCUAGUUCUCUAGAGAGAUUUGAACUAUUUUUUAAACAUUUAAUGAAACUCUGAAAUUCAUUUUUUUUUUUAAAAAAGCAUGAAGGCAAUGUCUGAAUGGUCAAGUGCUCAUUUAUAAUUCUCUCUUCUGUUCUGUUGAAAUGAGGCCAGAUGAAUCUUUGCUGUUCCUACUGAAAUGGCAACUUCCCGCUGAGGCGCACAGGUGAAAUAAGAAAGAAACAUGUACCAUCAAAACGUUUCUUGUUAGCAGUCUGCUCCCUGAUGGCAGGGCACUCUGCCCUUUUGCAUCCAUCUCUAUAUGUCUUCUUUAGAGAAAUGGCAUCUCUGCUUUAGGUCUGGACAUAGUGGAAAUGGUGGAAGUAAUAUUAGAUGCACAGAAAGAGAAGGCAGAGGGAGAUUAUGUUGUCUAUGCAAUUUUGCAUUAUAUAGAUGGGACAGUUUGAAGGAAAUUUUCCAUGAUGACAAAAUAGAUAGUAAAGGAAUAUAAACCUAUUUACCUGCUUGUGGAAUAAUUCUUUGGAAGAAAAAAAUCCAAAUACUAUCUGAAGGAGGUUAUCAGGCUCCUGGAAGUAGCUACACCCUGGUACCCUCAUGACAGUUAGGCAUUAGCAGGCCACAGGGUGAAUAAAAAGCAUACGCCAGUGUGUUUGCUAUUGUGCUGAUAGUGAAUUCUUCACAGGUAAGCAAUCCAGUGUGUUUACUUUCAGUUCAGGUUUGUUUUGUUUACAUUGAGUACCAUUGCUGCUAACUUCCAAUGAGGUGACACAAAAGCAACAGGUUACAAAAAUGCCAUCAACAUCCAUUCUGACAGCAUCCAUGUCACAAUACACAAUGAUGUACUGGAAUUAUACAAAGACGAAAAAAAUAUAUAUAGCUAAUUAUUCUGAAUAGAACUGAAACUGACAGUGAAAAAGAAAAGAACCCCCUGCCUUGACCCCAAAGUCCCUGCAGGAAUCCAUACCGAUGCUUUGGCAGCCUUGUGGCAAUAAAGUGAUAAACAGCCCUUCACAUGCCAAAACCUUAUUUUUUUUGUAAUAUCAUGAAUUCCUGGCUUGGAGAAAUAUUUGCAUCUGUUAAAGCACUUUUUCUUUCCACA
This is a messenger RNA of Cuculus canorus (common cuckoo), 9695 nucleotides long. RefSeq names its product epidermal growth factor receptor pathway substrate 8 (gene EPS8). The transcript has 21 exons. Gene Ontology annotation, cellular component: ruffle membrane; plasma membrane; vesicle. The coding region runs from base 446 to 2932 and encodes 828 amino acids. Gene Ontology annotation, molecular function: actin binding. The record is from RefSeq and is a predicted model, not a curated record. Gene Ontology annotation, biological process: Rho protein signal transduction; positive regulation of ruffle assembly; regulation of Rho protein signal transduction. Lineage: Eukaryota; Metazoa; Chordata; Aves; Cuculiformes; Cuculidae.